AAUGGUGUACCUUAGCUAGGUGAGAUAUGUAGUAGCCUCACUGCUUACUCCCGAUAUUUAUAAAUACUUUAGUAAUUUCCAAGAUCCACUUCAAUUUAUAUACGGGUGCUUUAUGUUCUUCGAUCUCUUAGUUAUCUUAGACAUUAUUACAAACACUGAUACUAUAUAGGCUGCUACAUUUCUUUUAAGAGUAUUACGUAUCCUAAACAUACUUAAUUAAAUUCUAAAAGCUGCCCUGACUAUCAAAUUUAAGAAGUUUAUCUAAUAAUCUCCCCCAUCUUCAUAAGUAAUUAAACAAUUUGAAGUAUCACCCCCAUAAUCCAUGAUUACUACUAAAGCUAACUCACAUGAAGAAGAAGUACAAAUACACAAACCAUUAAAAAUAAUAUCACAUCCAUGUCUCUAUUAAUUCAAUUUUAGAACUUCCAAAAAUUCAGUUAUAACCAUUAAUACCCAUGAUAUUACUCAAUUAGAUUCUCUACUUGAUCAUCAAUUAUGUCUUGACAAAAGAACCUUGCUUACCAUCAAAUUAAAUCUCUGUCUUAAGGCAUAUCAUCAAAAAAAUAUUAAAAAAAUAUCCACAUCUUAAAUUCUACUUAAUCAAAUUGCCAAAUAUUAGGCUGAGUUAAUUCUUACACAUUCAUGAUUUACUUAAACAUACC
Molecule: messenger RNA, 662 nt
Organism: Paramecium sonneborni
Lineage: Eukaryota; Ciliophora; Oligohymenophorea; Peniculida; Parameciidae
Source: the annotation of a GenBank genome assembly